This is a messenger RNA of Haemonchus placei, 1467 nucleotides long. Lineage: Eukaryota; Metazoa; Nematoda; Chromadorea; Rhabditida; Trichostrongylidae. The record is from the annotation of a GenBank genome assembly.
AUGAAGUAUUUGCUUUCCCUAACACUGUUUACUGUCACUGCGAUCAACAUAUCUGAAAGUGAAAACUGUAAUACAGAUGAAGCUGAGCAUCGAGCUUUGAUCCAAAAGAACAUCCCUCAUACCUACUGUGUCAAGAUUGAUUUCAAAAGAUCCCCGUUAGGACGACGCUGUACGAUCAGGUCGUACGAAUUUGGCUUUUCGAAAGCAUCAGAGGAAGUGUGUGAAAUGUCACCUGGGAAGAUCACUUGCCAUUGUGCAGGCAACUGCACAGAGGAAAUGGCGGAGAGCGUAGAGCGCAAUGUCUGUAACAAUUACGAAUGGCCGUUUAUCUCGAAAACGNGCGAAGGAGAUGGUGGAGCAACCUUGGAUUUUUCACUGGACACUGCUUCCGACAAGAAUUCGUCUAUCGCUGCUAGUGAAGCUAGUUCUGGUACAACAUUUGAGUUGGAUUAUAAUGAGGCAUCGGGUGGUGUGGCUGUGAACAAUUCAUCCGAGAGUGAUGGCCCAGGAAAUGUUCCAGCGGGUGUAACGGAAUCCGGUGAGCUCAGUAAGUCAAGUGAAUCGGAAGCUAAGGAAACAUCGGAGGAAUCAACGGAGGAACCAGUUACGGAGGAGAACUCUGAACAACCUCCAAACACUGAAUCGGGUGAGGAUAGCCAUGAGGAACAAUCUACCGCUGAUGAAGACCAUGAAACCACUGAAGCCAAUGAUGGCAGUGACACUGAAGAGUCACAUGAUGGUGAAGAUCAUACAGGGACAACUGAUGAUGAAGGUCAGGGAGCGGAUGCCCAGCAAAGUGAAGAGAGCAAGGAGGUUGCCAAGGAGAAGAAAUCUGCUGAGCCGAUCGGCAAUCGUCACUAUUACACAUUAUCGAUUAUCGAUCGAAGUAGAAACACAUUUGUUCAGGAAGGUAUGCAUUUCAAAAAUGGAGUGGUUGCAGUUGCUGUUCUAACCCUUGCAAGAAUCGUACGGAUGGAUCAGUCAGGAGCCGGGAAUGGGGACCCUCCGAUGAUUAUUCCUCAAGAGUUGGAAAGUAAUAUGAAUGUGCCAGUAGGAACGUUGAGAAAAGCUCAAGACGCAUGGGCAACGAAGAUCGGUGGGCCCGUUCUUGGCAAGGUUGUAGGAAAUCUUUUCGGUUCUUCGGUCUCGCGUCGGGUGCCAACCAAAGCGGAUCACUGCUCCACAAAUCGGAUCCGGGAGCUUUCCAGAGGGGACGAAGGUGGUGAAGGGGAGGACGCCUAUAUUCGGCAUGUAGCUACCGAAGAUGCCGCUAAGGCUGCAGAGGCUGCUCGUAUGGACAAAGCUGUCGGCACGUUAUCACAAGCUGCUCAGGAAGCAGAUAAGGUCAUUCGAGGAAUCAUCAUGAAUGAAUCACUGACAAGAAAAGAAAUCAACGCCCUCGUCGCCAGCCAGAUGCAGUUGCUACCACCGAGAGUCUUCAACGAACUCACUGUCGCUCUCCAAUGA